Gadus macrocephalus (Pacific cod) is the source of this 5336-nucleotide messenger RNA. RefSeq names its product Tax1 (human T-cell leukemia virus type I) binding protein 1a (gene tax1bp1a). Lineage: Eukaryota; Metazoa; Chordata; Actinopteri; Gadiformes; Gadidae. The record is from RefSeq and is a predicted model, not a curated record. Bases 195 to 3230 code for a protein of 1011 amino acids. The transcript is spliced from 17 exons.
UUUCAGCUCUCUUUCAGCUCUUUCUUGCAUCCAGAUUGCGUCUUGAGCAUCCUCGGGGUACCCAUACCCACAGCAUCUUUAAAGCAUCCCGGAAGUGACAGCAUCAUUUGGUCUUCAGGAAGAAGCGACGCAUCAUCGCCAGUGCAUUGACAACAACGCUGCUCAGGUCAGACCAAUGAAGUGACCAGAAGGAUAUGAUGUCAUCCUUCCAGGUGGUGGACUCAUCGCCUGGCAGCAGCUUGAGCAUCAUGGAGAUGUCCAACUUUGCCCAUGUCAUCUUUCAGAACGUGGGGAAGAGUUUCCUACCGCAAGCACCUCUGGAAUGUUGCUACACACUGACCCCGUACAUUACGCCUCACCCUAAAGACUGGGUGGGCAUUUUCAAGGUCGGCUGGAGCACGGCCAGGGAUUACUACACCUUCCUUUGGUCUUCGAUGCCCGAGAGCUAUGAGCCAGGCAGCACAGUGCAGAGGAGUGUGGUGUUCCAAGGCUAUUACGUUCCCAAGUCUGACGGGGAGUUCUACCAGUUCUGUUACGUCACCCACACGGGUGACAUCAGAGGUGCCAGCACGCCCUUCCUGUUCAAACCGUCCACACCCACUGAUGAGCUCCUCACCGUCGCCGAGGACGACAGCAACUCCGACAUAUUGGUGGUCACCACAAAGACUGGCCUGUUAGAGCGCGUGGAGGAGGUGCAGCAGGAGCGCCGGGAGCUGCAGAAGGCCAUGCGCCUCCUGCAGCAGGAGAAGCAGCAGCUGCAGGAGGAGCAGAAGCGCCUGGCCAGGGAGAGGGAGCAGGAGAGGGAGACCUGCAGCCUGCUGAGGAGCCACAAUCAGGAGUUGCUGCGGUCGUCGCAGGGCCUGUCGGAGGAGCGCGAGGAGGUGCGGAGGAGGCUGUGUGAGGCCUGCGAGCGGGUCCGGCACCUGGAGGAGGAGCUGCGGGGAGUGUCCCAGAGGAGCCUGCAGAAGGAGACGGAGUUGGACUGCCUCCGCGAUAGGCUGAAGAAGCAUGGGUCCGAGCGAGACCGCCUGGAGAGCCAGCUGAAAAACGAACGGGACGAGAGGGACCGCUACAAGGCCCAUCUGCGCAGCACGGAGCUGGAGAACACCAAGCUGAGUGCCGAGCUGCAGAUGCUGAAGGCGGUGGAGCUGAACCGGGAGGUGACCAUCGCCCAGUUCCAGGAGGAGCUGGAGCGCAUGCGGGCGUGCCUGGCCCAGCGGGACGGCCUGGAGAAGGAGCUGCACAACCACCAGGCCCACAAGGCGGAGCUGGCCCGCGUGCGGGAGCAGCUCCGUCAGGCCGAGGACCAGCUCCAGGCGUCCCGGCAGCAGGCGUCCCUCCUGGCCGCCGAGCUGCGGGACUCCACGGGGGCCCGGGACCGCGGCAUGGCCGAGCUGUACCGCGCCCGGCUGGAGGCCGAGAAGCUGCGGGCCAGCCUGGCCAACGCCCAGGCCGAGUGCCGCCGCAUGGAGAGCCAGCUGGACCGCCUGAGGAGCGCCGCGCUGAAGGAGGCGAGUGUUGUGGCCUGCCUGGAGGGCGGGGCCAGUGGGGAAGGCGGGGCCAGCGGCAGCAGCCUGGCUGUGGUUUCGGAGGCGGAGGCGGAGCUCCAGAGGGAGGUGGAGGAGCUGAAGCUCCGCCUCCACAUGGCAGCCGAGCACUACAAGGAGAAGUACCGGGAGUGCCAGCGCCUCCGCCGGCAGGUGGCCAAGCUCAGCGAAUCACAGGGGGAGCCCAAGAGGAACGCAGCUACAGAGACGACACAGGGACCCCUGGCCUAUAGUCCAGAGUCCCCAACAACAGACAGCAUCGCAGACGCGGUCCUGCGCGGCAGCGCCGAGAUGACCAUCGCCCUGGAGGCGGCCUACCUGGAGGCGCCCGUCCCCCCCGGCCCCCCCGCCACGCCCACCCCGGCCGCCGCCGCGUCGGAGGAGAGACAGGGGCAAGGCGAGGCCCAGGCAGCCGAGGAGCGAGGAGGAGGAGGAGGAGCGCGGCCAGGGGGAGACGACGACGACGAAGGAGGGUCGGGGGAGCAGGAGAAGGCGGGAGAGGCGGGAGCGAGGGAGCGCCUCCCGGAGGAGAGCCUGCGCAUGACGAGCUGGGUGGAGGUGGAGAAGGAGAGGAGGAGCGCCGAGGAGAACGAGGAGGAGGAGGAGCAGGAGGAGGAGGAGGACGACGACGACGACGAGGAGGAUGAAGAGGAGGAGGAGGAGGAGGAGCAUCAGGAGGAGGAGAGGAGUGUGGGUGAGCUGGAUGGGGAGGUGGAGGCGGAGCUGGAGCAGACACGCUCGGUGGAGGAGGAGCUGGCCGCCAUGGAGGAGAAGUGGAAGGAGCAGUGCGCCAUCAACGAGACGCUCAAACAGCGGCUGGCCAAUGAGGAGGAGCGAUUCAAAGUGCAGAUGUCGGAGCGUGCCAACGAGGUGACGGAGCUGAAGCGCAGGCUGGCCCAGGCCCUGCGUGAGAAGGAGCAGAUGCAGGAGGAACUGCAGCGCUGCGUGUCCAGGCGAAGGGAGCCGGUAACUGGGGAACAGGUGUCCGAGGUCCGGCAGCCCGUGGUGCUCCGCUACCCCCUGCCCUACCCACAGGACCCCUCCCCGCCCCCACUGGUGCCACACAGGCCCGCCGAGCUGCAGUUCGGCAACCCCUACUCCACGGGCACCGACACGCGAGCAGCGGACAGGGCGGACGGCGCGCCGUCCCCCGAGCAGACGUCCCGCCCGCCCCCUGAAGCGCCGCUCUGCGCCGGACCCCCGGCCCACGCCAGCGCUCCCGAGACCCCCGCUAGAACCGAGGCGGCGGCGGGGGAGGAGGAGGGGGAGGACGGGACGGGGGGGACGGGGGCCGGGGCCGGCUGGGAGGCGGAGGUGGUCUGCAUCCAGCCCGCCCGCAGCGUGAGCCCCCCCGACGGCCUGGAGCCCCCGCCGGAGGAGCCCCGCAAUGUGGCUGAUGCGGCUCAGCCGGCCUGUGAUCAUCAGUCCAGCAGACGCAAUGAGGCCAGGGGCAGCUUCUGCUUUGACUCAAGCAGCGAGGUGCACAAGCGCUGCCCACUGUGCGAGGUCAUCUUCCCGCCGCACUUUGAGCAGCGCACGUUCGAGCAGCACGUGGAGAGCCACUGGAAGGUGUGCCCCGUCUGCUCGGAGCAGUUCCCCCUCAACUGCCAGCAGCAGCUCUUCGAGAGGCACGUCCUCACGCACUUUGACGGCCACGUGCUCAAUUUUGACCAGAUCGACUGAAUACCUGGUGGGGGGGGGGGGCAAGGUGUGUAUGUGUGUGCGUGUGGGAACGGUCUUUCAUGGGGCUUGAAAAGAGUGGUUGAUUGUUGUUGAUCCAAACGGUGGCAGGGAUGAACCUGUGUCCAUGGAGACAGGUUUUAAUGGCUCGCGUUUAGGGCUGCUCGAUUAUGGAAAAUAUCAUAAUCCCAAUUAUUUUGGUCAAUAAUGAAAUCACGAUUAUUAAAUUAUUAGAUUAUUUUUGAGUUUGAAAACAUGAUGCAUUUCUUCAGCAUUUCUCCCUUUACUCGCUGUUCUAUUUAUAUAAAACAUUUAAUAAAUAAAACAAAUAUACUUUAGAUAAAAUAUGUAAAAUAAUAAUACAAUUGUUUCAACUCGAUUGUAAUGUUGAAAAUCGUUUGACCCAAAAAUCUAAACGCAAUCAGUAUUUGAUUAAUUGCACAGCCCUACUCGCGUGUCAAUCUGAACCAAUGUCGACUGCCACUUUUAGAAAUGGAAAAAAUAGAGGGUGUUUUGCCCCUUUUUCUCUCAUAACGGCUUUUCUCAUCCAUCUUAGGUUUGCUUUGAGUAGAAACCAUGAGGGAUAGAGGAAGUAUUUGGUUUAAAGGGAUUUCAAUUAGCGCUCAUUUGGCUUCAGUCUCACGUUGACAAUCAUUUCCCCACUUUAAGAGAUUAUGGCAUUAACGUAUUCUGUAAAAUAUAUAUAUAUGUACUCUAUUAAAUGCCCUAUAACUGCAACACAUCCAAACUUUUAUUCUGAGAAGAGGGAUAAGAGGAAGAAGAACGACGACACGAGCUUGAGAAUCUGAGCUCUUAAAAAAAAUAUGCACUGUAAAUUAUUUAUUUGUUAUUCAUAGUUGUAUUUAUUUCCAGGACCUCACAAUUUCUUUUGAGGUCGGCCAUUCGUAGGCUUCGGUCUGAGCAACAACUCUGCACCAGUAGUAUAGCGGGGGACAUUGAGGAGCUGAUGGGGAAUGGGUCGUAAAAAGGGCCUCAAAGCAUUUGAACACGAUUGGAUCAAAUCCCAACCUCGAAAGAAAUGCUUAUCACCUAUACCGGAUAAAACCGUAGUUAGGGAUAUUCCAUUCGUCAAACAUAAACACAAAUCAAUUGGAUUUGUGUUGGUUUGAACCCCCCCCCCCUCCCCACAUUUGAAAAAUGUAGUCUCAAAUUGUGAACAUUUCCAAAAAAUUUAAAGGAAAUAUUUCAUGAUAAUACGUCAAUUAUGAAGUUGCAAGCCAAUCAACAGUGACCCUCAUCUAACUCUUGAUAUAGAGUAGGGAAUAAGUAAUAGAUCGGUAUGCAAAAAAGCCAAUCCUCAAAGUUUUGGGGGAUUUGUGAUCCGUAACAGCAAAAACGCGAUGGUGGGAGGGAGACGCAUCACUAAUUUUCAAUGUAUGCACAAUCAUUUCAUGAAUGGGACGGUUUGGCCGGGGGGUCAGAGGUCAUGACCGUUGGAUAUUAUUGACUAUUGAAAGGAAGUGAUGUGAUUUCCUCCCAGCCACUGCGGUACUCUGUGUCCCUUGAGAAAGGUGGGAACAGCACUACAUGUAUCUGCACUAAGAAUCGGCUUUAUUCUGAAUGUAUUGUGAGUGUGUGUGUGUGUGUGUGUAUAUAUAUAUACACACACACACACACACACAUACAAAAGAUAUAGUUGAUGGGGAGUUUCAUCCAAGCUGCUGUCGUGACCUCAUCUAGAUGAGUUUUAUUUAAUAAUGACAGAAAGCAUUUUAAGAUACUUAGUUUUUUUUUAAUGAAGAACUGUGAUGGAAAAGAAUAAGAAUACAAAAAAAAGAAGAUGCAUUUCUUAUAUUUUGUGUGCAGGGUCAUGAGCUUAUUUACGAGUAUUUAUGGUUUUGGGCCCCCCUGCUCAAAGGGUAUUUCCUUGUCCAAUUGCUUGUCUAGUAUUUCCUGUCCGAUUUGAAGUAAACCUCCCAACAUUGUUGCAUUCAGACUUAAAAAAAAAAGAGGAAAAGAUUUGCACAUGCUGCGUGAUCACAACCCAAAUGUACGUCUCCGAUCCAGCCCUUUCCCCGUGUGAAAGUCAGGCUGUCAUCUUAAAUGUGCAUCGCAAUGUUCUUUACGAAUAAAAGACGCUUAUCUAAA